CAUAAGGUCUAGCCUUAAGAAUCCUUCCUGCAGUACCUUCCUCCGACAUUAAAGCUUCAAAAAAUGUCACUUCAGGUUUAAGCAGCAAUCUCAGCUCCUGCUCCUACAACCCGAAAUGCUAAAUCCAUAAUUAAUUGUAGGUCUGCUGGUUUUCAAUUUAUCCCAGCAUCUGGGGUGAUCACUUCCUCUCAUAUGCCUCAAACAAUGUCAAGGAAAAUGGGGAGGAGAAAAUGGAGAGGGGUAAAGCUGAAGGAGGAAGUGAGGGAAAAUAGGCAUGUCAUACCAUUUUGAGAAGGAUAUUGACCAUACCUUGGGACAAAUUAUGCACAUGAUGUCCCAAGAUGAAUGUGAUGGCCUCUAUACUGUUUCCCUAAAGUUUCUGUCUGCUUCGGCAACUUGGUCAUGGAAUUUCAUGCGGCAUGCUUUACAAGUUCAAGCACAGCUUCAAGGAACUUCGAUUGCCAAAGAAUGUUUUAGGUGUAGCUGGAUGUUGAUUUCUUGCAUCAAUAGUGUGGCGAAAUUAUGGAUGAGAAAUAUGGUAAGGAGGUGACUUUUCUCAAAAAAAGAAAAAAAAGUAAAGACGUAACUGAUUUCAGAGCCACUAAUUUUUGUUCAUAAUCAUGCCAAGUGUUGUUUGAGGGAAAGAAAGAAAUAGACAGCGGUAUCUGUACAAUUCUCGGGAAAUUCCCAACACAAUUCCUAGGGAGUUAAAAACACUCUUGUGAAGAAAAAGAACAAAUAUUAUGUGAGAUUUAGCAGCUACUGAGGUUUCGCGGAAGAGCUGGAACCACCACGCGAGGCUGGUUAGACUUUGGUUUCACUAUUUGCUAAUUUGGAAACAACUAAGGGUCACCAGCGUUCUGACUCCAAGCCGAAUAGUAUGUGGCGAAAUUAUGGGUGAGAAAUUUGGUAACGACGUGACUGAUUUCAGAGCCAUUAAUUUUGUUCAUGAUUGUGUGUUGUUUGAGGGAAAAGAAUGAAAUUGACAGCGAUGGCUAUACUGUUCUUGAGAAAUACGUAACGCACAAUUCCUAGGACACGUGCUAGUAACCGUACAAUGACAGCCAUCCUAAUUCGUCCAGAAGUGGUUAAGAUAAGGCGACACAACAAGUUGAGGCCACGUAAAAUUCAUUGUCAAGCCCCUCAACUUACCCUAUUUUUGUAGAUGAGCCCCUCAACGAAAAAUCAAGCAAAUAGGCCCUCAAACCAUAGCGAUCAGAGUAGAUUAGC
Molecule: messenger RNA, 1230 nt
Organism: Rubroshorea leprosula
Lineage: Eukaryota; Viridiplantae; Streptophyta; Magnoliopsida; Malvales; Dipterocarpaceae
Source: the annotation of a GenBank genome assembly